AUGACUUCUUGGGAUGUAGCCGCUUUAACAGCCCAUUUGGGUGACUACAAUAUACGCACCGAUUUUGAGGUAAAACACGUAACACGACGCAUUAAACGAUUAGUAAGACACAAAGGUUUUGAUUUCAGUACAUUGCACAACGAUAUAGCGAUUUUAACUUUAAGUGAACCCGUGCAAUUUACUAAAGAAAUUCAACCCAUUUGCUUGCCCACAUCUUCGACACAACAAAGUCGCAGUUAUAGUGGUCAUAUCGCUACCGUUGCUGGUUGGGGUAGUUUAAGAGAGAAUGGACCACAACCAUCAAUAUUGCAAAAAGUUCAAAUACCCAUAUGGACUAAUACAGAAUGUGCCCAGAAAUAUGGUCGAGCAGCACCGGCUGGUAUAAUAGAAUCUAUGAUAUGUGCUGGUCAGGCGGCCAAGGAUUCAUGUAGUGGCGACUCUGGUGGUCCUUUGAUUGUUAAUGAUGCCACACGUUAUAUUCAAGUGGGCAUUGUUUCUUGGGGCAUUGGUUGCGGUAAGGGUCAAUAUCCUGGGGUUUAUACUAGAGUUACUUCACUCUUACCUUGGAUUUAUAAAAAUAUUAAGUAAAUACAACGAUAUAUUCAAUAAAAUAAAUGAUUUUUUUAUAUGUGUAAAAUAGUGAAUUUUUAUAUCGGUUAAGAAAUAAAAAAAUAUAAUGAUUUGAAAUAAUCUAUAUAUAAAAUAAGGGGUGAUAAUGCAAAUAAUUUGUGUAGAAAAUAAAUUUAUUUUAAAAAGUAU
Molecule: messenger RNA, 759 nt
Organism: Lucilia cuprina (Australian sheep blowfly)
Lineage: Eukaryota; Metazoa; Arthropoda; Insecta; Diptera; Calliphoridae
Product: venom serine protease Bi-VSP
Exons: 3
Coding region: 1-588 (195 amino acids)
Biological process (GO): proteolysis
Molecular function (GO): serine-type endopeptidase activity
Source: RefSeq, a predicted model, not a curated record